Dioscorea cayenensis subsp. rotundata (Guinea yam) is the source of this 483-nucleotide messenger RNA. RefSeq lists its product as uncharacterized. The coding region runs from base 1 to 483 and encodes 160 amino acids. The record is from RefSeq and is a predicted model, not a curated record. Lineage: Eukaryota; Viridiplantae; Streptophyta; Magnoliopsida; Dioscoreales; Dioscoreaceae. The transcript has a single exon.
AUGCAGAUAAUAGGAGAAGAAGCUUGGAGUUCCGUGGGUGAUCAUGUGUUCUUAAGAGUAGCUCCCACUAAAGGAGUUAUUCGUUUUGGUGUGAGAGGGAAGCUCAGCCCUCGGUUUAUCGGGUCCGCUUUGAGAUUUUGGAACGCAUUGGUGAGGUGGCAUAUCGACUUGCAUUACCACCUUCACUCGCUCUCUGCACAUGAUGUGUUCCAUGUUUCUAUGCUGAAGAAGUUCAUUCCGAAUCCUGACCAUGUGAUACAAUUUUCUGACUUUGAGCUUAGCAAUGAUUUGACGUAUGAGGAGCAACCAAUAAAGAUUGUGGAUUUUAAGGAGCAAACAUUGAGAAGCCGGGUCAUUUCUUAUGUCAAGGUUCAAUGGAGCAAUCAUUCAGAGCGUGAAGCAACUUGGGAGUUGGAGUCUGAGAUAAAAGGGAGAUAUCCGUAUCUUUUUUUUGAUACCUUAGGUACAAGUUUAGAGGACUAA